AGUUGGUCUCUCUUGUGUGUAUGCCUCAAUCCUAUGUACGUCUGAGCCGUAAGAGCGUGUGUCGAUAUUACUGUCGUGCGGCUACAACAGCGGCAGGGGUUACCUGUCCUGUUGACUUUGAGUUGGAUUCUGCAGGAGAACUCACUUGCCUGCCUGUCUGCCUGCCUGCCUGUAUCGUUCAACUUAUGUUUAUCAGGCUGCUCCUGCUACUGCUACUGCUAAUGUGUCUGUAAUCGCGGCGACGGCCUACAAACGCGAUUGCGACAACCGCUGCUGCUGUUUCUCCAUUGCUGUGGCUUCGCUGUUGUUGUUCGUUAGCCUACCGCCCGGUCGCUCGUCUGUCUGUCGGGUACACCCGACUAUUCCGUAUUAUUAUUGUUAUUAUUAGUAUCGUUGUGUUAUUUCUAUUCGCAAUGGCAGUAGGCAGAGAGCUGGUGCUGAUUGUGUAUUGAGUGUUAGUUCGAGUGUUGAGUGCUACGGAGUGUGGGUGAUGUAUGUUUGUGUCUGAGUAUGUUACUGCUAUUGUGAUCACCACUACAGCAGUAGCAGCGGCUACGGUGACUACUCAAAAGAGUGUCAGGAGUACGGAUGAUCUUAUUCUGUGGUUACUCGAAAAUAAACCUAAAAGGGAUAAGAUUAGCGCGCUCGAUAGCGUAGGACAGCGAACGAAAAAUGGCACCCGUUAAUGGUUUUUACUUCUUACUGCAACGAUCAGCACUGCUACAACUCCCAUUAGAAAAGUGUAGUACCGAACGGGUUCCCGAAUAAGCUGCCGCUGCGGCCACUGAUUUACCGUUUCUAUCGGUACCUGCUGUCGCUGUUCCCUGCCCGUUCAAUUGUAGGCGCAUCUGCUGGUUGAGUCGUACUAGAAAUCUCGAACUGGCUUUGUCAUUCCGCUGUUAUACUGAAACAAGAAAAAAAUUACGGGCAGCGGCGAAGUACACGACAACAGACUGUAUUCAAUAGAUGGUACCUAGUUAUCCAUCGGUAACGAUACCAUCCAUGAUUGCUGUUGUUAUAGGCGUGCAUGCAUGCGUGCGUACGUGUGUGCGUUUGUGUACGUAUGCACAUGAACCAGGACGGCUCCCGAAUGGGUUGCUCUUUUUCGAAGGGUCAUUUUGCAAACUAAUAAACUAAUAGAAAACUGUGACAAGAGGCCUCGUCUGGUUUCCGACAGCGGCAGCACAUCGACUGUACCGGAAAUUACAACUGUCAUCAGUGGUAGUUGACGACGAUAACAAUUACGUGAGGCAGUAAAGGCAAUAGCCGCCGAUGGAAACGUCAGCAUCAACAUCAGCAAACAAUCAACGAGACAAGCUUCUGGGAAAAGUAGCGAGGUGACGUUGUGGAUAAUCGCCUGACCUGUAACCCGCUUCCGCUAUAACCCCCAUGCCAUCCUUAUUCCUUCAGGAAUAAAUGCACUUGUUAGUUCAUCUGUGUCGUAUUUACACUUUUAGAUUCCGGUCCCACUUUUUCGCCUGUGGUUCUAUUUAAUCAAUCUAAGUAAAUCUCUAUCGAUUUGUAUGGUUGCCUUGUGCAACGAGACUGCUCGCUAAGCAGGCAAUAAAGGCACACUAACCGUCAAUUUCGAACAAACUAAGGUCGGUCCCUUCGGUUUAAUGCUCCAUUUUUCUGCUGCAGCUAAAAAGUUGCAGUUUAGGUAACCAACUCGCCGGGUGUUUCUCUGUUUUGCUCUUAGUGCAUCCAUCUGGCCUGUGUGCGUGACGGUUUCCGGCAGUGGUCAGCUGCCCGCCGAUCUGCUUCUCUACCCGUGUUGUAGUACAUAGUAGCAUAGGUUGGGGCAGCUGGUCACGGUGUUCUAAUCGCUUCACCGUGUAGUCAGGUCAAUGAAUUCGGGUCAAUAGACAACUCCUGAGUCGGCUAUGCGCAAAAGAAGACCGGAGGAAGUUGCUGCCUAAUAUGCGUGAAUGCAUAGCACGUCUAUAGCUCAUGACCACCUACGGGAACGGCGAACUAUAGCGACGACAGACGCCAACGAUGGCGAUAUUGUCCACGAGGACGCGAUCAGCUGUGUCGAUCGUUGUGUGCAUAAUAGCAAAUUACUUGUAAUAAUAGGAAGAGAAGUGGAUAUUUCACAAGAACAAUCUGAGCUAUGGACGACCGGCUAGGUUGACAGAUCGUGCUGUGAAACAGACAAUUAUUUAUGACCUAUAGACAGUGAGGUCCUGCAUCAAGAUAGAUAUAGUAGAGUUCACAGCUAGAACGAAGUGUGAUUUCGCCGAUGGAUUAAGUGUGAAUUCGUACCAGAAUUAUCCAUUUGCUAGAAAUUCUACCAAUCACUCAUCGGCUGAUGUGGUUAAAUCAAGCGCUUGAUGACGUUUUUCUCAAGCCCGCAUAUGUGUGGCAAGAUCUACAUCAGCUAAGAGAUAGAGCUCACUACUCGGCAAAUACCCUUCAACUACUACUGCUGCUCGCGCAGUCGCUUUUAUAGCAAACCCAGGUAUAGGACUUGUCAGUGCCAGAAUGGGUCAGCACGUAUCUCGUAAUGACUUUGAGUGGACCUACAGUGAUGAACCGCAUGCCACGCGGCGCAAGGAGAUUCUCAAGAAACACCCCGAGAUAAAAAGGCUUAUGCACCAUGAUCCUCGGUUUAAAUGGAUCGUCGCUGUCCUGGUCAUUGUCCAAAUGCUUAUGUGCUGGAUGUUGUCCAGCGCUUCUUGGUAUACCUGCCUGGUUUUGGGCUAUUGUUUUGGGGAUCCGUCAAAGACGAACACGGGCGGUACGUCAGGUACGCCUGAAUCGGGAUCAUCACAAAAGAAGCGAGGCCGACCCCGGAGUUCCGCAUCGAGUGUAGGCCCUCUCGCGUGUGACUUCGAGGGUUGCGAGUACAGAGCCAAAUGGAGGAGUCACUUAGAGAUACAUCAACGGACGCACACCGGUGAACGGCCGUACAGCUGUGAACAUUGUGGCCGGAGCUUCUCACAACGCGGUCCGCUUUCUCGACACAACUGUACAGCGGAGGCGGGUCGUCGGGCUCGGCGCUCAUCUCAGCCCUCUGCUCCGCCAACGCCAGCCAUGCUCUAUCCGUUGGGGGCCCUUGGAGGACUUCCGCCGAUGCCCCUUUACCCUCUUCCGCCUCACCUUCAACCCUUGCAUCACCAUCAUCCACAUGUGCCUGCCCCUCAUCAUCCCGCCUUAAGCCAUAGUACACAUCACUUGCAUCCUCACCCGGCACACACGACUACGUCGGCGAGUGGCCACAGUCAUCCCAACCCACCUACAAAUGCUCAUCAUCACACUUCUUCCUCAGCUGCUGCGGCGGCAGCAGCAGCGGCAGCUGUGGCGGUGGCGGCAAGUCACACCCAUACAUCUGCCAUGGCCCACCAUACGCCCCCGCCAGGUCCGCCGGCCCCACCACCGACUCCGUCUACGGCGAGCAAUCGACAGCUUACAGUUCUACCAGGACCCGACCUACAGGAUAUUGCCGCUCUUCUAGGCAACGACAAUUAACAAAUCUCAGCAAGGUUUCCUUUAACCAAAACACAAACGAAAAUGCAGCACGAGAGUGCCAUUGUUUUCUGUAGGCCAGAAAUGAGAUAGUAAAACGUCAUGGCUGCUCAUAGUCUACUCACCUAUCCAUAGUAAGCAGUUUCAAUCAGCAACAGUCAUCAAACGAAAAUUUUCUCCCGGCAUUGUCACCAUGUAUUUAAUAAUGUUCCCCUAAUUCUAUGUACAUGUAUUACUUUUAUAGAGAUAUUUAGCUUUUCAUAUAGAGGAAUAUAUAUUGCACACACAAUUUGUUAUCAUAUAGUUGCAUAGAAGACUAACAGCAAACAAACAGAUAGGAAGUUUAAAAAAAACGUUAAAAAAUUUUAGAAAUAAUGUAAUAUAUCCUUAGUAGCUAGUAUAAUCAUGCAGAUAUAUGAAUGCAUCUUCGUCAUUUAUUAGUUCGUUUUUAUGAUGAAGUGAAGUAUUUUCACGUUUCGGAUCGGGCAAUACAAUUAGGCCAAUCGAUUUUUCUUUAUAUAGAUAGAAUAAACGACAGUGGGAGAAUUCAAAUAGGAACUAGUUCGAUUCCGACGACACAGAGGGUUCGCCACAAUGGCGUCUCCGGACAUUUGCGAAUGUUCAGUGAUCUAUCUAUAUCUUCCUUUGUACUGAACGUAAAGUGCUUUUCUCUAAGCGUAGAUGCCUUUCUGUACACUAAAUGCCUACUAUUAGGAUUUGCAAAGAAACUUACGCUCGAUGCCUUUACUAUUUAUGUUUUUGUAAAACCUGAUUUGAGUUAGAACAGCAAAAUAUCCCCAAGGUGAACAUAGCGAGAUUAGAUGCUUUGCUUAUUUUCGUUAUGAAAAGCCGAUUGAUUUGAGUUUUGUGAGCGAUCAAGGCAUUUCUCAAACCCUACCAUAUCGAAAACGCUCAACACCGUAGAAAUAGGACGACACCCGAGUGAACAUAUAGUGCAAUAGUGACGAUUUGGGAAGAGACUGUGUUGUUUUUGUUGCAUUGCGCUUUUGCCUAGACGUUGCUUCUGAGACCGUUCUAAUGUAUAUAUGCGAAUAUACAUUUUGUUUAUCAUUAUUGUUUCCUUCGAACCGUUGGCUGUAAUUCGUGUGAAGUCAUUCUUAUAUGUGUCUAUUCUCGUUUUUAUCUUAUCAAAUCAAUUUUCUGUUUAGGUUUUCUUUUGUUAACAUUCAGCCCCAGAAGCAAAAGAGAUCUAAGUGUUCUCGCUACUGUCGACGCCUGGCGCUUGAGCUCUCCGAUCUUUUGAAGAUUCCAAGACAAUUACCCCCACCAUCAGAUAACCAUCACAUAAUAAUGUAUGCACACAUAGAACGAAACAUGUAUGAGUAAAGCAUUAAUCAUUUUAAUGAGAUUUCCUUCCGGGUUAUUAGCUACGAGCUUCUCUAUUCGAUAGCACGCGACACUUAUCUGUGGCUACAAUAUUACCUGAGUUACAUUGGGCAAGACAGACGUAUUGUCUGCAGUUAGUUGUUGUACAAAUAAAACGCUGAAUUUGGGCCAUUAUUAUUUUCCGAACUCUGAAGUACUUCUUAAAACAACAGAGUCUCGUAUUUGAAAAUCUUAGUUUAAAACGUACCGUUGUUCUCUAGUGUAAAUAUUUGUUGCAUCGGCAACAUGGUGUUGCAAAUGGCGUGAGGUAACAUACCGAUGUACAGUUGUAAACCUACAAUUUGUUAAAAGAUCGAAGUUGAUUUUUUAAUCCAACAGCGUCAACUAUACACGCAUAUAUAUAUGUAUACAUAUAUAUACAUACAUAUAUAUACAUACAUAUAUAUAUUUACUGGUUUAACUAAUAUAGAACGCGGUUGAACUGUAUCGUAUACAUAAGUCCAUAUACGUUGUAUAAUACGGUAUAUACAUUUAAAUUAAUGAUGGUGUCACGAGAGAUGCGUAGAUGGUCUUGAUAAAAUAAACACAUGAAUAAAAUAUCGCGAAGUGAACUUUUUACUGCGUUCGUCUUUAUACAAUAUCAGCGUUACAUGUGUAAAACCUGCAAUUAAAUGAGAACAAUCUAAGUAGCCAGAGCUGCCUAAUCUAAAAUGAACUAGCUGGUACAAUAGCCCUUCUAGGAAGGCCGUUGGAAACUUAGUCGUACCAGCAAAUCAGAGCUAGGAAUAAAUAUAAUAGAAUAACGUUUUAAACGAGUUUUUCGAGACAACGACCAAGAAAUACCGACAUCAGACUAAAUGGUCUGUCUUUAGAAAAGCCCAGAACGCAUCUAGGUACAAGACGACAUCUUUAGCACGGUUCAUGUUCAUCUGAAUUAACGAAAGCAAACAUGAAAAUAAAUGAUCUGUCUUCAAUGCAUUCAUCUCCCAAGAAGUAUUGGUGCCCUGAAAUUACAGUUCUCCUCGUAGAAAGUCUAGACUCUAAGGGUUAGUCGGCAAGUUGAGGUGAGUGCGAUUAUCUGGUUGUGUAGUAUAUCCAGAGCGGCAAACAAUAUCGCAGAAAUAAACACCCACUGCUCAAACAUUACUUAAACACAUCUGCCGGACGCUGACCUUCAUGAAUUAAUGGAAAGAACGCAAAUUUUCUUAUGCUUUAGCUGAAUUUAGGCAGCAGUGAAAAACAACUUGCAGCGUUCCAAUUAAUUCAUGCAAACAAGGACAUGAUAAUAUCAUCUCGAAGGACAUAUCUAUACUAAUGUAGACGUUAGAACAUUGCAAGCAGCGGUUGCCUCUAACGACCCGUCUGAAUACGUAAUUGAUUCACAAAUAGGAAGCACGUUUCGACCUUUUGUCUGCUAAUCGUAUGAAAAUACCUAAUAAAUAACUGACACGAUGUACACCAAUGUAGAGUUGUUGCUACGUUUCUCUGAGACUGUCGCGGUUAAAGAAAUUAUGUGUAUAUAUAUAAAUGAACUUGUUCUGUUAGUUACCCUUGGUCUUGUCGCAAACCUUAACUUAUGUUAGUCACACCACUGUGAAAUGUCUGCUCUGCGCAUUGGAUACCCGGGACAUCUUACAGGCUUCGACUCCGACUCGACAGAACUCCAAUUACGUUUGAAAAUAUUUUUCGGGACAAGUCUAUAAGAACACUUUUUUACCUACUUUGUAAUAGACAACCUUUCUGUAACCGCUUUUAUGAUGAAAACUGAAAUUGUUGUCGGUCGAAGUUGCCUAUAAGCCGUCUCCAAACUUGUUGGUCUUUGAUUUAAAGUUAAUGAGCUAAUAGCUCUAUUCAAAGCUGAUAGUGGUGUUGAA
Molecule: messenger RNA, 6689 nt
Organism: Varroa destructor (honeybee mite)
Lineage: Eukaryota; Metazoa; Arthropoda; Arachnida; Mesostigmata; Varroidae
Gene: ifc
Product: delta4-sphingolipid-FADS-like protein ifc
Biological process (GO): ceramide biosynthetic process
Cellular component (GO): membrane
Molecular function (GO): sphingolipid delta-4 desaturase activity
Source: RefSeq, a predicted model, not a curated record